Messenger RNA from Cantharellus anzutake, 1011 nucleotides. RefSeq lists its product as uncharacterized. The record is from RefSeq and is a predicted model, not a curated record. The coding region runs from base 42 to 941 and encodes 299 amino acids. The transcript is spliced from 3 exons. Gene Ontology annotation, cellular component: nucleus; cyclin-dependent protein kinase holoenzyme complex. Gene Ontology annotation, molecular function: protein kinase binding; cyclin-dependent protein serine/threonine kinase regulator activity. NCBI's taxonomy places the organism in Eukaryota, Fungi, Basidiomycota, Agaricomycetes, Cantharellales, Hydnaceae. Gene Ontology annotation, biological process: regulation of cyclin-dependent protein serine/threonine kinase activity.
GUCGAGUGUUUCUCCGCCGGUCCCCUUCGUUCUCUGGUGGCAUGGUGCCUCCUCCUUUUCGGCGGUUUGUCCAACAGACCAUCUACCAAGUCUCUGCAUCUGCCGCGUCGUUGAUAUUGGCUCUUUGGUAUAUCCAUCGUCUUCCCAUUCGUCGGACCGACUAUGACAAUUUGUCCGAAAUGGAGCGUGCCUUCCGCGACGACCUUCUUUCCUCUCGGAAUGAGAUCCCUUGGCGGAUUCUCGUUCUUGGUCUUACGUUAAGCAAUAAGUGGUUGGAAGAUAAUACCUUCACAACGAAGACUUGGCACGAGGUCACUGGGCUAAGCAUGGCAUCCAUGCGCUCACUUGAAAUGAAAGCCCUUGCUAUUUUUUCCUGGGUACUUGGGCCGCAGCCCGAUGAAUGGCUGGCAUGGAUAAGUCAACUCAGGCGACGGGAGCUGUCUACGAUUCACACGAUUGGUAGUGAGAGGGAAUAUCGCCUUGCGAAUGGUGCCGUGAAGAAGCCCGUUCAAGUCUUAGACGAGCUCAUUGCCGAGGUUAACGGUAAUGAUAUCGAGUUUGACACCUUUCCUGCCGUUACGUCCUGUGAAUCACCCCUCCUCGAUGAUCUGGAUCCUAGUGUAGGAUGUUUCGAUGCAUCCCAGCAAGAAAUUCAUCCUCGUUUAGAGAUGCUUUGGCAUACUCGUACUGUGUCAUUUCCCGAGACUCGUGGCGAGUUUAGCGAGACCUUGAACCGUGAUGCUGGGUCGUGCCGUCCUCACACCAUUCAUCGUGACCUUUUCCCUCGAAUCCCUGGUAUCUGGGAUCCUACCGAUACGGCUUUGGACUCGCCUCAACCACCUAGACCCCGUCCAUCUUACGAGGCAGUUCAGCGACCUCCUGUUGCUCCUAUUCCCCCCGCUCCCACCUGUCAUCAGCAAUAUCAACACUCAGGUUGGUAAUAACUUGGCAUUCGCAGAGGGAGGCGGGCGAGUUUCGAGGUGGUCCAGAAAGGGCAAUGAUGAAGUAGUG